Messenger RNA from Xenopus laevis (African clawed frog), 2327 nucleotides. It is a transcript of the gene adra2b.L, whose product is annotated as adrenoceptor alpha 2B L homeolog. The record is from RefSeq and is a predicted model, not a curated record. The transcript has a single exon. Gene Ontology annotation, molecular function: alpha2-adrenergic receptor activity; G protein-coupled receptor activity; epinephrine binding. Gene Ontology annotation, cellular component: membrane; plasma membrane. Lineage: Eukaryota; Metazoa; Chordata; Amphibia; Anura; Pipidae. Bases 980 to 2212 code for a protein of 410 amino acids. Gene Ontology annotation, biological process: G protein-coupled receptor signaling pathway; signal transduction.
ACGGCUUUCUGACUAAUGAUCAAUAGAGGGCGCUGCUGCUGCAAGGUACCCAUGCUGUCCGUGGUGCUGAUUCUCUCAGGUUUAAUCAUGUAAAACUGGGCAUUUACACAUCAAACUGUAUUUUAUUUUAAAUAUCAUUCUUAUAGGAGUCUAGCACUGCUUCUGGAGAACUGCUUGUCCUAGAAGCAAAACUCCACAGGAUAGCAAAGGUUUCGAUGAUGACUAGUGGAAAGGGAAACAAUAUAUUAAUGACUCUAACAAUGUAAACACUGGUUCUUUAUUACAUAAGUAUACUUUUUAUCAACAUUGUCACAAGAGAAUCCAAGUUUUUUCCACCCAAAUCGAAGGAAAACAACAUACAGAUGCUAACCGGAAUAUAAAGAAAAACAGUAUACUCACUGCAGUGAUAGAGAUGACCACAGAAAUGCUUUUUGCAGUGCACAUGAAGAGCUGUAUUAAUUGCACUAUUUGCUAAUGGGGCUUUGUUUUCUGGUUUUCUGAGCAUUGCUUUGUAGGAACACAAGUCUAACAGCUUUAGAGCUGAAGUUGGAAAAAUAAAGCUGCAAGUAGAAGAAGCAGGCAGCAAUUCUAUUCUCCCUCCCCCUGUGGGAAGGACACCGAGCAAGGCAGGGGCUGACGACAUACAGUGAGGGUGGUAAAACAAAACAUCCAGUCUUUAAAAAGCUAAGCAAAGCUCGGUUUCCCACCUCAGUGUGAGAAGCUGAUGAUCAACACCCUGUCGAUUUGAAAUACCCAGUGAAGAAGAUUUCAUAGAGUCUGCAUUUCAUGUACGGAUUCCAUUCUCCAUGCACCGUCUACAGGAACAAACUUUCUUUAUGGAAAGCUGAACUUCAGUGUUGACUGUCUAAAAGCAAUUCUGAUGGAGCCCUACUGGCUGCACUUCAAGUUUUUCUAGAUCAUUUAUCCUGUGCUCCAGAAGAGGGUAAGCUGUGUUGGGUGUCCAGUGCAAGUCUCAGCCAUGAUUGCUCCUCUUUCAUACUCCAUCCAGGCUACAGCUGUCAUAGCAGCCAUCAUCACCUUUCUUGUUCUCUUCACCAUUUUUGGAAAUGUGUUGGUCAUCAUAGCUGUGCUAACGAGCCGUUCAUUGAAAGCUCCUCAAAACUUGUUUUUAGUGUCUCUGGCAGCAGCAGAUAUUUUGGUGGCCACUCUGAUAAUACCCUUCUCCUUGGCCAAUGAGUUAAUGGGAUACUGGUAUUUUGGCAAGACCUGGUGUGAGAUGUAUUUGGCCUUGGAUGUUCUGUUCUGCACCUCCUCCAUUGUUCACCUAUGUGCCAUCAGUUUGGACAGGUACUGGUCAGUAAGUCAAGCUAUAGAGUAUAAUUCCAAGAGGACACCAAAAAGGAUCAAAUGCUUCAUCCUCAUUGUUUGGACACUUGCAGCCUUGAUCUCUUUACCACCGUUGAUUUAUAAAGGCAAAAGCAAAGACCAAAAUGCCAAACCUGAGUGCAAGUUGAAUGAGGAACCCUGGUAUAUACUUUCUUCUAGCAUCUGUUCUUUCUUUGCACCUUGCCUUAUUAUGAUCCUGGUGUAUUUAAGAAUCUAUCUCAUUGCCAAACGCAGGAACAGGAAGAACACUACAGGCAACAAACUUAAGAAAACGGCACCUGGACUCUUCAGCCAUUUGCAUAAACAUAGUACGAACAGUUCACAUGCACAAACUCAAUGUAGUAUUAUUUCUUCACAGGAAAAAAGAGGGUCUGCGUUAGAUGAUCUCCACCAUGGUGUCCCAGUGUUGUCUUCAACACUUGAGGAACGCAAUGGACACUCAGAGCCAAUUAGUCAUCAGCCCCAAGGGGAGAACCUAAAACACCUGAAUGGUCAUGAGCCUGCAGUGAUGGACACAAUUGCAACUGUCCGAGGUGUGAUGCUGGUGCCAAAAGGGGCUAAAGAUUCUGAUAUAAAUUCAGCCAAGAAGAAAAGUUACAUCAACAGGGAAAAAAGGUUCACCUUUGUACUGGCUGUGGUUAUAGGUGUUUUUGUCCUGUGCUGGUUCCCAUUCUUUUUCACCUACAGUCUUAGAGCCAUCUGCACUGAGCUCUGUUACAUUCCAGACAGUGUCUUUCAGUUUUUCUUCUGGAUUGGAUACUGUAACAGCUCCCUUAACCCUGUUAUAUACACCAUUUUCAACCAGGACUUCAGAAAGGCUUUCCGAAGGAUUCUGUGCAGUCACUGGUCACAGACAACAUGGUGACCUUUAAGGAAGGGGGUGGGGAUUUCAGAACUUAAUAUUUAUUAGUAGGGAUGCACUGAAUCCACUAUUUUGGAUUCGGCCGAACCCCCGAAUCCUUUGCGAAAGAUUCGGCCGA